Molecule: messenger RNA, 1051 nt
Organism: Annulohypoxylon truncatum
Lineage: Eukaryota; Fungi; Ascomycota; Sordariomycetes; Xylariales; Hypoxylaceae
Product: microsomal signal peptidase 18 kDa subunit
Exons: 2
Coding region: 118-636 (172 amino acids)
Cellular component (GO): signal peptidase complex; membrane
Molecular function (GO): serine-type endopeptidase activity
Source: RefSeq, a predicted model, not a curated record
UCGAACAGCUAAGCCCAAUUGCAACCCAUCUCUCCAAGCUGGCCUCAAAAAUAUCGAGGCCGGCAAACCAAACGCCGCUCCUUCAUAUACCGAUACCUUAAUACGAAACACCUCAACAUGCUAUCCGGCCUCCAAAAUCCGCGGCAAGCAGCCGCCCAGCUGCUCAAUUUCGCCCUCAUCCUCUCUACCGCAUUCAUGAUGUGGAAAGGCCUCUCCGUCUUCGCCGACUCGCCCUCGCCCAUCGUCGUCGUGCUCUCGGGAUCCAUGGAGCCCGCCUUCCAGCGCGGCGACCUUCUCUUCCUCUGGAACCGGAACCUGCUAGCCGAGACCGACGUCGGCGAGGUCGUGGUCUACAACGUCAAGGACAAGGACAUCCCCAUCGUGCACCGCGUCGUGCGCAAGUUCGGCACCGGCGACCACGCGCGUCUGCUGACGAAGGGCGACAACAACGCCGCCGACGACACCGAGCUGUACGCGCGGGGGCAGGACUACCUCGAGCGCAAGGACAUCAUCGGCAGCGUCGUCGCGUACAUUCCGUUUGUGGGCUAUGUGACGAUUAUGCUGAGCGAGCACCCUUGGUUGAAGACUGUUAUGCUGGGGAUCAUGGGGUUGUUGGUCGUGCUGCAGCGCGAGUAAAUGGUGGAAAAAUACCUGGGGGAGGCGUCUGGAAAUUGCAUGCAUGCAGAUUUUCGGGAUUGACUUUAGCCUUGGAUCUAUUCGCGAAUAAAAAUACUACGAUCGAAUGAAACGGUGCGACUUUUGGCAGCUCUGCCACUUCUUGUGACUUGACCCAGCACGAUAACGUCCAAGAUGCGUCAAUCUGGAAUCGGGGUAUGCUGGUAUGGAUGCCACAAGGAUAUAUCCUCAUUGCCUAACGGUAGGUAGGCACAAAUGGUUAGACAACUCUAUUCUCGUUCCUGCAGGUCUUACUCGUCUAGCCUCUGAAGAACAAUGAGCAAGUCACAAUAAGUUACGACUUACGUGAACUAAUACACUAGAAACACACCAGGAGACAAGUCCAUCACACAGAAAGGCAUGUGUUACCCAGGAA